CCGUGGCCGUAUUAUUUCCACACCUUCAAUUUGUCAGUUCGAUCGUUUCUCAAUUACUUCGCUUCUUUCCUCGUGGUUUCCCCGUUCGAAUACAAGAAAAUCCACGAUGGGUUUCGGAAGUCCAGGCACCGGUGUUACUCCCACCAAGCCCACCCCUCCCGAGCGCGGUAGUUUCCCGCUUGACCAUGAAGGCGAAUGCAAACACCUCAUCGCUGGUUACCUCAAGUGUAUCAAGUCCCAGCGCGGCGUCAACGAUGAGGAGUGCCGAAAAUUGGCUAAGGGAUAUCUAGCUUGUCGGAUGGAUAAGAACUUGAUGGCACCAGACGACUUCAAGAAUUUGGGACUUAUUUUCGACAAGGAAAACAAGAAUGCCAAUGAGAAGUCGUGAUGUUGUCCAAGCUUGGUGCAGUUGUAUGAUACCAUGUAUGAUGUU
Aspergillus pseudotamarii is the source of this 433-nucleotide messenger RNA. Its product is annotated as coiled-coil-helix-coiled-coil-helix domain-containing protein. Gene Ontology annotation, biological process: mitochondrial respiratory chain complex IV assembly. The transcript is spliced from 4 exons. The coding region runs from base 107 to 388 and encodes 93 amino acids. The record is from RefSeq and is a predicted model, not a curated record. Lineage: Eukaryota; Fungi; Ascomycota; Eurotiomycetes; Eurotiales; Aspergillaceae. Gene Ontology annotation, cellular component: mitochondrial intermembrane space.